GACACAAAUGAGAACGAUAGACACACGUGUUCACUCUACAAUAAUUUCCGUAAACCUAACGCACAACAAUGUUUUUAACUACAUUUCGAAUCAUGAUUUUGUGUUAGUAAGAUGAAGGUUAUUUCCGUAUUUCUUCAGUGUAUACAACCAACAUAUUAUGUAUCUGCGUUAUUAAUUCUUAUUGUAUCUUUGUGUUACACUGUACUCCGCUGGAGAAGACCGCACGAUCUUCCUCCUGGUCCCAAAUUUUAUCCUAUCAUUGGAAACAUGCGUACUGUCGGACAUAAGACGUUAGUUGGUGCAUUUCGGGAUUGGAGAAAAGAAUUUGGAGAUAUUUUCAGUUUGUCACUCGGAACUAAAUGGGUAAUUGUUAUUUGUGGACUAGACAAUUUGAAAGAGGCGUUUGUCGAGAGAGAUGCUGUUUUUUCCGAUCGUCCCGAUUUGUUUGUAAACAGAUAUAUAAACGAAAGAAGAGGUAUAAUUGGAUCAGAUGGUGAAAAAUGGAAAGAACUAAAAAGAUUUACCCUUCGGGCAUUGCGGGAAUUUGGGUUUGGAAAAAAGUCGCUCGAAGAAAACAUUCAAGAGGAGGUUAAAUUUUUUCUAGAUUUCAUUGACGAAACGAACGGAGACAAUUUUAGUUUGGAUGAAACGGUGAAUGUAAGCAUUUCUAAUAUAAUCUGUUCAAUAGUCUUUGGAAAAAGGUAUGACUAUCACGACCGGACGUUUGUAAAAUUAAUGACAAUACUGGAUGAUUACAUUAGCAAUUCUACUCUCACAACAACACUAAAUUUUAUUCCGAUCCUACGACACAUGCCAGGGGACAUCUUCUCUGCAAAGAAAGUGUUGUCCAAUCAAAAGGAAAUAGAGGAUUUUAUACAAGCAAGAAUUAAUGAACACAAGAUCUGUUUUGAGAGUAGCAAUAUAACAGACUUCAUAGAUGCCUGUCUCAGAGAAAUGGAAACUGGUAAUGGAACUAUUAUAACUGAGACUGAAAUACGAAAGAUAAUCCGAGAUUUAUUCAUAGCAGGGACACAAACAACUGCGACGUGUAUUAAAUGGUUUAUUUUGUAUAUGAUACAUUACCCAAACAUCCAAGAGAAAAUGUGGAGAGAAAUAGAAAGUGUCACAAGUUCCAAUCGUCUUCUUUCUUUAAAUGACAGACCAAAAUUGCAAUAUUGCCAAGCAGUUGUAGAUGAAACUCUUCGAAUUAGUAAUACAGCCCCUCUGUCAGUUCUUCAUGGUGCUUUACAUGAUAUUUUGUUCAAAGGUUUUAGAAUUCCGAAAGGGUCAGUAAUUGUUCCAAAUUUAGAUUCUGUAUUAAUGGAUGAACAGGUAUUUUCGUAUCCUGAAAAGUUUAACCCAGAAAGAUUUUUGGAUGAAAAUGGUCUGCUGUAUGGAACUGAAAAGAAUGUUGCUUUUUCUGUUGGAAGACGAGCAUGUAUGGGAGAAUCUCUUGCACGAAUGGAACUAUUCCUGUAUUUCACAGCGUUGGUACAAAGAUUUAAAUUUUUGCCGGUGUGUGGAGAGGACCCACCGAAAAUUAAAAGAAUUCUCGGACUGCAGUUUAUUCCUGCACCUUUUAUGCUAAGAGUAGUUCGUAGGUGUUGAAUUUUUCCAGUCAGCGUUCAUAUUUCUAUUGCAUAUUUAACAGAACCCUUUGUAGACGACAUGUUUUUGCAAUAAAGAUUUUUUUUUUUUUUA
Messenger RNA from Mytilus californianus (California mussel), 1701 nucleotides. Its product is annotated as cytochrome P450 2J4-like. Gene Ontology annotation, molecular function: iron ion binding; heme binding; oxidoreductase activity, acting on paired donors, with incorporation or reduction of molecular oxygen, reduced flavin or flavoprotein as one donor, and incorporation of one atom of oxygen. Gene Ontology annotation, biological process: xenobiotic metabolic process. Lineage: Eukaryota; Metazoa; Mollusca; Bivalvia; Mytilida; Mytilidae. The transcript has 4 exons. The record is from RefSeq and is a predicted model, not a curated record. Gene Ontology annotation, cellular component: cytoplasm; intracellular membrane-bounded organelle. Bases 112 to 1608 code for a protein of 498 amino acids.